UGGGUGAACUUUACCCCUGAGAUGGAAGCGCGUGUAUUUUGUUAUUGUUUACAGUGACUGAAAUUUGGAAAAAAUGUAUUUCUAACACAAUUUGUGAGUUUUCAGUUCUCUGAAUGUAUUUAAGACCAUAUCAGUUAUCAUUCGCCGGUUCGGUCAAACAACAUGACGUCCCUGCUUAUUUUAUCGAGACGUUUUAUGUUUGCUACGGUAAACAUAACAAAUAAUAGAUUAACUCUAUUCCAGGGAAAAGGUCUGUCAAGGACAUAUUAUGCCAGUCUGCAGGUCUCUGCUCUUCACCAGAAGCUGUGGCUGCUUUCACUCUGUCAGAGAACAUUUCACAAAUGCUGUGGAGAAAGAGGACUUUUCGGUGGGGGCCGAGACAAUGCCCAGAAGCAGCAGACCUUAGAGGACAUUGCGAAAAGCAUCAGAGAACGAGAGUGCAAAAGAGUAGUUGUGAUGGCUGGAGCAGGAAUCAGUACACCGAGUGGAAUUCCAGAUUUUAGGUCACCUGGAAGUGGUCUUUAUGACAACCUUCAACAGUAUAACCUACCAUAUGCUGAGGCCAUAUUUGAAAUUAAUUAUUUCCACCACAACCCUAAGCCUUUCUUUGCCUUGGCGAAGGAACUGUACCCUGGGAAUUACCUGCCGAAUCUGACUCAUUACUUCAUCCGGCUACUUCAUGACAAGGGGCAGCUACUCCGGAUGUAUACUCAAAACAUCGAUGGACUGGAGCGAAUGGCAGGUAUUCCACCUAAAAUGCUGGUGGAGGCGCACGGAACCUUCGCCACGGCAACCUGUACAGUUUGCCGCAGGGACUACAAGGGAGAAGAACUGCAUAGUGAUAUAAUGGCAGGAACGGUGCCUAAUUGCCCUCACUGUAAAGGGGUAAUUAAGCCUGACAUUGUGUUCUUUGGCGAAGAACUGCCUCAGCACUUUUUCCUAUACCUCACAGACUUCCCAAUGGCAGACUUGCUAAUUGUAAUGGGAACAUCUUUAGAGGUGGAGCCCUUUGCCAGCUUGGCUGGAGCAGUGAGGGGUUCUGUGCCCCGCCUUCUAAUAAAUCGUGAUCUGGUGGGGCCCUUUGCCUGGGGGCCUCCACGUAAAAAUGAUGUGGCAGAAAUAGGUGAUGUGGUCAGUGGAGUGAAGAAACUGGCAGAGGCCCUGGGUUGGAUGCCUGAACUGGAGGCUCUUAUGGCUGCUCAAGGACAGCAGGCUUCAAAGGACAGAGAGGAAUGACUGGUCAGUCAUGAGAGAUGAGCUUCAUUUCAUACAUCCUCCGAGACGUUUGGUCAUCUGCUGUGUGAUGUGUUGACUCAGUCAAGGCAGAACUUAGACACAGCACUCAUGGCUGUGUAAUGGUCAGGGUGUAGCUGGAGGACUGCAUUACACUAUGAGCCCUGUUGUGACCACAGUGCUCUGAGCCCCAGCUCACUGCAUUAGUCUUUUUUUGUUGCUGUAGUGGUUGUGUUCUAGGUUUCCUGAAGGUUAUUAGGGAAUACUUAAUGCAUAAUCAGCCAGAUACACGGUAUCCCUCAGGACUUUGGCUGUAGGGCCUUUUAAGGUUUUCCGGUAUCAGGGUAAGGAAAUGUUCUCUAUAAACUCUCUUAUCUAUUGAAUAUGUAAAGAAAACUAUGUAAUGCCAUUUAACUUAAAGUCAUUAAAGUAAUUUGUUUUAUUUUA
Messenger RNA from Pygocentrus nattereri (red-bellied piranha), 1680 nucleotides. RefSeq names its product sirtuin 3 (gene sirt3). The transcript is spliced from 8 exons. The record is from RefSeq and is a predicted model, not a curated record. Gene Ontology annotation, molecular function: histone deacetylase activity, NAD-dependent; NAD+ binding. Bases 163 to 1236 code for a protein of 357 amino acids. NCBI's taxonomy places the organism in Eukaryota, Metazoa, Chordata, Actinopteri, Characiformes, Serrasalmidae.